CCAGACCAGAAAAAGCAACAAACGUGUGCAAUGGAUCCAGCACGUGUGAAGCUUCUAGGGAUGUGGGCGAGUUCUUACACUCACCGAGUCCAACUCGCUCUCAAGCUCAAGGGUGUGGAUUUUGAGUACGUAGAAGAAGAUCUGACCAACAAAAGCCCAUUGCUCUUGCUCUGUAACCCGGUCCACAAAAAGGUUCCGGUUCUCUUGCAUGGCAACGAACCGGUUGUCGAGUCGACCGUUAUCCUCGAAUACAUCGAUGAGACGUGGAAGGAGAACCCCAUCAUGCCCGAUGGCCCAUACGAAAGAGCGGUCGUGCGCUUCUGGUCCCGUUUCGCUGAUGAAAAGUUAGGCCCGGCGGUGGGGGACGUAUUUCGACUGACCGGCGAAGAGCAAAAGGCGGCUGUCGAUCAGGCUUUCAACAACCUAAAGUUGCUCGAAGAUGAGCUUCGAGACGGGUUCUUCAAAGAGAGGAGAUUCUUCGGGGGCGACGGUAUUGGUCUCCUAGAUAUUGUCAUAGGGUGCGGCUCGUAUUGGUUAUGGGUCUUUGAAGAGGUUGCCGGGGUGAAGCUUGUCGAUCCGAGCACAUUUCCUCGGUUCCAUUCAUGGCUACAAGAUUUUGAAGAUCAAAAGGAAGUGAAGGAGAUUACACCAGGCGGAAAUCGGUUGCUAGAGUAUGCUAAAGGGCUUAGACAGAUGAUAGUGAAUCACAAGAGUGAUUAAGAUGGUUAAGUAGUCUUUGAUUAAGCUCUAAUUUAAGUAGAGGUGUGCAUGGAGUGGUACUAAUGUGCGCACUUGUGUGAUUAUGCCAUGAUGUGGUGGUUAAUGUU
Molecule: messenger RNA, 827 nt
Organism: Magnolia sinica
Lineage: Eukaryota; Viridiplantae; Streptophyta; Magnoliopsida; Magnoliales; Magnoliaceae
Product: probable glutathione S-transferase
Exons: 2
Coding region: 31-720 (229 amino acids)
Biological process (GO): glutathione metabolic process
Cellular component (GO): cytoplasm
Molecular function (GO): glutathione transferase activity
Source: RefSeq, a predicted model, not a curated record